Messenger RNA from Macrosteles quadrilineatus (aster leafhopper), 472 nucleotides. RefSeq names its product 40S ribosomal protein S28. Bases 84 to 281 code for a protein of 65 amino acids. Lineage: Eukaryota; Metazoa; Arthropoda; Insecta; Hemiptera; Cicadellidae. Gene Ontology annotation, biological process: translation; ribosomal small subunit assembly; maturation of SSU-rRNA. Gene Ontology annotation, molecular function: structural constituent of ribosome. Gene Ontology annotation, cellular component: cytosolic small ribosomal subunit; ribosome. The record is from RefSeq and is a predicted model, not a curated record. The transcript is spliced from 2 exons.
GUCCUCUUUUUCGUCUUCCUUCAUCUUUCCGUUUUCUGGACCUCACGUAACUCGUUCGCACGUGGUUUCUCUAAGCAAUUAUCAUGGAUAAACCCGUGGUUUUGGCUCGCGUAAUGAAAGUUUUGGGACGUACAGGUUCCCAGGGACAGUGUACGCAAGUAAAAGUCGAAUUUAUUGGAGAACAAAACCGACAGAUUAUUAGGAAUGUCAAGGGUCCAGUCAGGGAGGGAGAUAUCCUAACCCUAUUGGAAUCUGAACGUGAAGCCAGAAGACUAAGAUAAUUUUUUAUUUUGUUUUCUAAAUUUCUAAUGCAGUUUGGAUUUGUUUAGUGAAAAAGAAGAAAAGAAGAUGGACAAUGUGACAUACUAUCCAUAAGUAUUUGGCGUUGACAAGAAGAAGACCCAAAACCACAUUGGAGUUUCAAAAAUUUUAAGUUUUGUUAUGUGUUAAUAAUAUACAUUUUUCAUCUUCA